AUUUCAUCUAGUGGAUAGGAUCUAUCAGCUGCCUGUGAAGCGGUUAACGUGUAGUAACAGGUAUAUAAGCUGGCAAUUGCCCUCCAAGCAGUCUCUCUGUCAUGGUUGGUCAAGAAUACAUCAUUGAGUCGUUGAGAGUUCACCUGGACCAGUAAGGCGAGAUGCCUGCCCGUCUUCAGCAUCGCCCACAAGGCAAUUCUACCAUCGCUCCCUCGGAGGGCGAAGGUCAAACAGACAGACCAUCGUCUCCGCAAGUUCACUUGACCUAUGAGGAUGAAGAUGCCAUUGCUGAGAUUCACCGUACCCUUACGAGCAGUAAGGCAUACGAUUAUUCCGAGCCCCAUUCUUCAUUCGACAAAUUCUUGGAGGCAGAGUUGCAAGCCGGGAGAAAGAAGCCCAACCUUGGUGUUUGCUUCCAGUCCCUCUCAACGUGGGGUGCAGGCGGGGAACACGCCAACGUCAAGACUCUAGGAACUGCAUUAUGGCGUACCCUCACCUUCCAGGAUGUCUACGAAUGGACCAUCAAGCCCUGGCUUUCGAAGCCGGAACCUCAGAGUGGACGCCAACUUAUUCGAGAUUUUACGGGUGUUGUUCGAAGUGGUGAGAUUAUGCUUAUCCUUGGACGACCCGGAGCCGGAUGUUCGACUUUUCUCAGAACGGUUGCUGGCCACCAUUCCUCUUUCCUCGGUGUCACAGGUUCCAUCGACUACUCAGGUCUCAGCCUAGAAGAAGUCAAGAAACACUACCGCGGCGAAGUUGUGUACGUCCCGGAAGACGAUGUCCACUUUCCCACCUUGAACGUUCGACAGACUCUAGAAUUCGCACUUCAGAGUAAAACGCCCAGAAGAUACCACGACAAAAUACCCCAGUAUCUCGAGAUCUACGGCAGAGUCUUUGGCAUGUCCCACACUAUGGGCACCUUGGUUGGCAACGAGUAUAUCCGGGGAGUAUCAGGAGGCGAACGUAAGCGAAUCUCCAUCAUUGAGUCCUUGGCCACGGGCUCGUCAGUCACUUGUUGGGACAAUUCAUCUCGAGGCUUAGAUGCAACAACUGCUCUUGAUUACGCGCGAAGCCUGCGGAUCAUGACCGACACUUGCGGCAAGGCCACUUUGAUGACUCUAUAUCAAGCAUCUGACGCAAUCUAUGACCUAGUCGACAAGGUACUUCUUAUCGAUGAAGGGAGGAUGCUCUUCCAAGGUGCCGCGCAUGAGGCGAAGGCUUAUUUCGAAGACCUGGGAUACGAAUGUGGAAAAAUGCAGACUACUUCGGAUUUUCUAACCAGCAUCACCGUCCCAGAGAGAAGGAAAUUUCGACCGGGCUGGGAACACCGUGCACCCAAAGGACCCAUUGAGCUAGAAGAAGCCUUCAGGAAGAGCAGUGCCUUCGGAAGGAUCGAAAAGCAAGUGGAGACUUAUGACAACCAAGGCUUCGGUGGAAAAAGCGGCGCUCCAUCGCAAGCUGAUACAGAUUAUGGAAGUUUGGAGGAAUUCAAACAGGCCUUCCAAAGCAAUAAAUCACGGUUUGUGUCACCGAAGUCCUCGUACACUAUCAGUUUUCCCCGGCAAGUGGUUCUGUCCGCCAAACGGCAGAUCUGGCAGAUCAAAGGUCACAUGGCACCACUCUAUAUCAAAUUGAUCUCUUGUAUUGUAUAUGGACUUCUUGUUGGAUCCAUGUUCUACGACCAGCCUCAGACGACGGAUGGCAUGUAUUCCCGAGGAGGUGUACUUUUCUACUCGUCCAUCUUACUGGCCUGGCUUCAGAUGUCUGAAUUGGAGGACGCAAUGCAGGGACGAGACAUUCUAAGUCGUCAGAAGAAGUUUGCAUUUGUACGACCUAGUGCUGUGUGUCUUGCUCGGGUGAUUGCAGAUAUCUUGGUCGCUGCCGUCCUUACGUUCCUUUACUUGAUUGUGGUCUACUUCCUCGCUGGAUUGAAAGCAGACGCUGGAUCUUUCUUCAUCGACUUCUUGUUCAUUUAUAUGUGUACGAUUUGCUUGACUGCGUUGUUCCGCUUGUUCGCCGCGGCAUCAUCCAACUUCGAAGUGGCGCUACGUUACUGCGGACUAAUUGUUCUCUUCGCAAUCGUCUUCGGAGGCUACGUUCUCUCUGUAGACAAAAUGAUGGCAGAUGUUCCCUGGGUGGGAUGGAUAGCAUAUACGACACCAGCACUGUACACGUACGAGGCGACGAUGGCAGCAGAAUUCCACAACACAAACUUUACCUGCUCUCAAGGCUCCGUUGUCCCCUCCGGUCCCGGUUACAUCGACGUCGCAUAUCAGACAUGCGCCUAUACGGGAAGCCAGAUGGGCACCACAGUUGUAAACGGUGAUGAUUACCUUGCAGAGAAAUACGGAUUCUACUUCAGCAAUGUCUGGCGCAAUUUUGGCAUCCUAUGCCUGUUCACAGUCGCUUAUGUUGUUGGUACUUGCUGGCUUAGUGAGGUCAUGGAAUGGGAGCCUGGCAGUGCUGGGCCAAUCCAAUACAAGAAGUCUCGCAAGCAAACGAAGAACCCGAGAAUCAACGAUGAGGAGGGUGGACCUGUGCAAACCAACGAAAGCUCCCUAGCAUCGUCAGAACUUCAGGAGGGCCAGGCUCUUACCGCUACAAGUUCGACUUUUACUUGGGAUAACCUGGAGCUUUUUGUACAAGUCGGGAAGGAGAAUCGCAAGCUAUUGGAUAGCGUGAGUGGCUAUUGCAAACCGGGAUCUCUCACUGCCCUGGUUGGCGCUUCUGGUGCUGGAAAGUCCACAUUGUUGACUGCCCUUACCCAGAGACAGAGCUCUGGAGAAUUGACCGGCACGAUGUAUGUCGACGGGAAACCCAUUGAUGAAUCGUUCAACCGCCGGAUCGGCUACUGCCAGCAAAUGGACAUCCACGACGAGAGUAGCACUGUCCGUGAGGCUUUUGAGUUUUCAGCAUUGCUUCGCCAAGCACCCGAUGUGCCUGACGAGGAAAAGCUGGCCUAUGCGAGGACCGUUUUGAUGACUCUAGACCUGGUCGACCUGCAGGAUGCUGUUAUUGGCUCUUUGGACAUUGAGAAGAAGAAGCGCGUUACCAUCGGCGUCGAGCUUUGCGCAAGACCUGAGAUGCUCUUGUUUUUGGAUGAGCCAACGUCUGGCUUGGAUUCUCAGGCUGCGUCAAACACGUGCGCUCUACUCCGUCGGCUGGCUGAUCAGGGGUUGGCUAUUCUGUGCACCAUCCACCAAGCGAAUCAGGAGCAGUUUGAACAGUUUGACCGAGUGUUGGCUCUUAGCCCCGGUGGCAAGACCUAUUAUUUCGGAGAGGUAGGAGAGUCUGGAAGCGCCAUAUUCGAGUACUUUACAAAGCAUAACGAAAAGCCGGAGAACGUCACCAACGCCGCCGAUUUUCUUAUCGAGGUGGUUGUUGGUGGGAUGAAAAGCAGCACCAACUGCCGCGACUGGGCCAGCAUAUGGACUCAUUCUAACGAGGCCCGGAAAGUCCAAGAGGAAAUUGCCAACAUCAGAUGUAAGAGGGAAAAUGCUACAGAAUCUGGCGCCACACGGCAAAGCAUGCCUCCACUUUCCCGCCAGAUCUUCCUUCUCACUCAAAGAACUCUGCGUCAAUUCUGGAGAAGCCCUGAGUACCCGUACUCUCGGAUUUAUGCUUCCUUCUUUCACGCAUUGAUCAACGGUCUCACCUACCUUCAGAUUGGAAACAGCACUACGGACCUGCAGUCGAAGGCCUUCUCGUGCUUCUUGGUUCUCAUGCUCGUACCGGAGUUUAUCAACGCCAUCUCUAUGCGAUUCAUCAUGAACCGCGACCUGUGGAAGGCAAGAGAAGGUCCCAGCGGAAUAUACGGAUGGAUUGCCUUUUGCACAGCGCAAAUCGUGUCAGAGAUACCCUACGCCAUCGUCAGCGCCGUCAUAUUCUUUGUCUUGUACUAUUUCACCGUCGGCCUUCCUCUCGGAUUUGCGGCAGGCUACAGCUUUCUUAUGUUCUUCCUCUUCUUCCUGUUCGCAACGUCCUGGGGCCAGUGGAUUGCAGCUUUAAGUGCCGACUCCCUGGUCGCUGCGACCCUCAUGCCGUUCUUCGUCAUCAUGUGCGAGCUCUUCAACGGAGUCCUUCAACCUCACGACAACAUGCCAGCAUUCUGGGCUUACACCAUGUACUACGCCACCCCAUUCACAUACUGGAUCGGUGGAGUCCUGACCUCUGUCCUUCGCGGAAUGCCCGUCGUCUGUGCCGAGAGCGAAUUAACCCUCUUCCAAAGCCCGCCCAACAUGACCUGUGGCCAAUACGCGGGGCCCUGGCUAUUGGAGAAGGGCGUCGGAUACCUCUCCAACCCUGACGGUAUGGGCGAGUGUGGCUACUGCGAGUAUAGUUAUGGGGAUGAUUACCUCUCGGGAAUCGGCCUCGAUUCAUCCAAGAUCUGGCCUUACUUUGGCAUCUUUUUGGCGUUUGUGAUUUCGAACUAUCUGAUGGUUUACCUGUUGGUUUACGUCCGGUCCGUCAUGAAGCCAUUCUGGCGGCGCGCAUAGAUAGAUCUGCGUCACACAAAAUUUGCAUUUGCAUGUACAUAGAGUAAGAUAGACUUUCUACCUAGCCUCUCAAGGCAUAGACUAAAUAUUAACCAAUUCCAACUAUCGCUACG
Messenger RNA from Aspergillus calidoustus, 4609 nucleotides. The record is from the annotation of a GenBank genome assembly. NCBI's taxonomy places the organism in Eukaryota, Fungi, Ascomycota, Eurotiomycetes, Eurotiales, Aspergillaceae.